CAGGCGGGCGGGCGGCCACCUACCGUACGGAAGGUGUGCACUCCUCCAGCAGGCCUUGGGGGAAGAUGGCGGCCCUGGGGGACGGUCAGGAGCCCCCUCAUGUCCUGUCCACUGUCACUUUCGAGUCACCGGAGACACCUGGAGCCUACCACCACCACGAGGCCCAGCUUCACCUCCACGGCCAUCAACAUGGCUUCCCCGGCUGCAGCCCUGAGGUGCUCUCCCAGCCACCACAGGAGGAGGAUCUCCGGGACGUGGAGGAGGUCCAGACUGGCAGAGACAUCUGCUGGCCAGAUCCCGAGUUGGAGCGCGAGCAGGCCCCGUCGUCUCCCCAGCCACGCGAUCCUGAAGACCAGGCGCACCGGGACCCGGGGGUGCUCAGGACCCUUCCGAGGAGCCUUCCCCGUAGACCCAAGUGUGGGGACAGCUUUGGGCAGGAGUGCAGCCUGGAGCGGCCGGGGCCCGGGCCCCGCCCCCAGAAGAGAGGCACCUGGCAUGGGCCGCUCGGGCUGCAGGGAGCCUCGGGGACAGAGGGCGGCCCGGGGCGCGCCGCCGAGCUGGCGGGCAGCCUCGGCCGGGGCUCGGGCCUCGGGGCCCGGCAGGGUGGCCCGCGGGGCGGGAAGCCGCACAGGUGUGAGGCCUGCGGCAAGAGCUUCCAGUACAACUCGCUGCUGCUGAAGCACCAGCGCAUCCACACGGGCGAGAAGCCGUACGCCUGUCACGAGUGCGGCAAGCGCUUCCGCGGCUGGUCGGGCUUCAUCCAGCACCACCGCAUCCACACGGGCGAGAAGCCCUACGAGUGCGGCCAGUGCGGCCGCGCCUUCAGCCACAGCUCGCACUUCACGCAGCACCUGCGCAUCCACAACGGCGAGAAGCCGUACGAGUGCGGCGAGUGCGGCCAGGCCUUCAGCCAGAGCUCCAACCUGGUACGGCACCAGCGGCUGCACACGGGCGAGAAGCCGUACGCCUGCAGCCAGUGCGGCAAGGCCUUCAUCUGGAGCUCGGUGCUCAUCGAGCACCAGCGCAUCCACACGGGCGAGAAGCCCUACGAGUGCCCCGACUGCGGCAAGGCUUUCCGCGGCCGCUCGCACUUCUUCCGGCACCUGCGGACCCACACGGGCGAGAAGCCCUUCGCCUGCGGCGCCUGCGGCAAAGCCUUCGGCCAGAGCUCCCAGCUCAUCCAGCACCAGAGGGUGCACUUCCGAGAGUAGCGGGCGCAGGGGGCGCGUCAGCAGCCUGAGGUCGAGGCGAGUUCCUGCGGAGGGCUCCUGCCUUCGCGCCUCCUGGUUGGCGCAGCCGGCGUCUCGUGCGUGUCCCGAAUAAAGUCUGUGUACUUGAUGGACGCGGGAGGAAGGCCACGUGGCUGCCCCCCAUCCCUGAGGGCUCCUCUCGGUGGAGGAGUGAGGGACCUAAGGCAGAGCCCACCGUGUGCCCUAGCGACGGAGGCCUGCGGGCAUCGUGACUUACCAGAGCCAUAGCCAGGGCGGGGUCAGGCACCCCAGGACGGGUGGUUUCCAGAUUGGGUGGGGGGGCCGGGCUGCCCGCUCUCACCCUGGGCUGUAGUCUCUGGUGGUUUGGUUCCCUCAUGCAUCUGGGAGAAUGUGUGUAGCAUGUUCUCUCUGCAGCAAGCCCUCGGAUCUGCUCUGUUUGCCUUCUCACCCUGCCUCUGCACCUACUGGUGGCUGCCUGAGGCCAGCGGGCUUCAGUGGAAGGUGUCCCCGCCCAGCCUUCAUAGCUGCCUCCAGCCCCAGGAAGCGGGGGGCCCAGGGGUUUCCCCGCUUGACAGGUCUAGGCAACUGCAGCUGGGCAUUGUCUGUAGCCGGCUUCAGAUCUGCCAUGACUGCCCGGUAGCUCUCCAGCCCCUGUGGUAAAGGGGAGAGCCCAGCUGGGUGGGGACGCCUUCUGCCUGCCUGCCUGCCUGCUCCCUCCUGGACAGCUUUGGGACCCCCCCCCCCACCUGCACCACACAUGGAGGAGUUGCCCGGCCCCUCUCCAGGGUAUAACUCCGCCUCGCCUCCGCAUCCUCUUUCCCAGUGACCCCAAUGGAGAGCCCUGUGAUUGGGCUGCCCCUCCUCUCCAGGCUACACUCCCAGGGCCCCGAGGCCAUCAAGCGCUUUGGACUCCCCCACGAGGGUCAGAACACCCCCUUGAGUCGUCUUUGCUGGUGCACUGUGACGCCCUGGAAGACGAGGGACACCCGCCUUCUCCCCAGUCCCCUGUCCCUAAUACCACGCGGCUAUUGGGUAUCGUGAAGCUUCCACCUUGGGCAGCCAGGCCGCGGAGUGGGCGAGCAGAGCCCCCAGGGCUUUCCGGGGAGCGGCGGCUCAGCCUGUGCUCCAGAAGGGUCAUCCUGCAGCCUCAGCACCAAGGCUGGACUCGGAUACCUGCACCACAACCGGACUUAGCGGGCAGCCCCAGAGCAGAGCCCAGCGGUCCUCCACAUUGUCCUAGACUGUCCUGGAGGUGGCCCGGCAGACCCUCGGUGACGGUUCAGGGCGGGAGCUCCCAGACCACUGAGCAGCAGGCGUGCAAGCUAGGAAGGCUGCCCAGAGGAGGGGAGCGUGGAAUCAACCGCCCCCAGCUGCAGCUCUUCGGUGCCAGGCGGUAAACUCAGCAAAGGCUC
This is a messenger RNA of Eubalaena glacialis (North Atlantic right whale), 2623 nucleotides long. RefSeq names its product GLI family zinc finger 4 (gene GLI4). The transcript has 4 exons. Gene Ontology annotation, biological process: regulation of transcription by RNA polymerase II. The record is from RefSeq and is a predicted model, not a curated record. Gene Ontology annotation, molecular function: RNA polymerase II cis-regulatory region sequence-specific DNA binding; DNA-binding transcription factor activity. Lineage: Eukaryota; Metazoa; Chordata; Mammalia; Artiodactyla; Balaenidae. The coding region runs from base 66 to 1211 and encodes 381 amino acids.